Morus notabilis is the source of this 1400-nucleotide messenger RNA. Its product is annotated as anthranilate phosphoribosyltransferase, chloroplastic. The record is from RefSeq and is a predicted model, not a curated record. Gene Ontology annotation, molecular function: anthranilate phosphoribosyltransferase activity. Gene Ontology annotation, biological process: L-tryptophan biosynthetic process. NCBI's taxonomy places the organism in Eukaryota, Viridiplantae, Streptophyta, Magnoliopsida, Rosales, Moraceae. Bases 133 to 1338 code for a protein of 401 amino acids. The transcript has 10 exons. Gene Ontology annotation, cellular component: cytosol.
CCCUUGAAUGUGGGUCCUAAUCUCCUGCUUUUAAGUCAAACCCAGAAUUCAGAUCUCUAAACAGUUUUAAUCCCAUUUCUUUUCUUUUUUUUGUUUUGUUUUGUGGGAUUUUCGUUUUUGAGAGGGAAAAGAAUGGCAUUGUGCAGCUUUCGAUCUCCAAUUGGAUUUUCUUCUCCACUGUACGGCUGCUCUAAGCUUCAGCCCGAAAACCGUACGGUCCGGCCAUUGCUAUUCCGUACAGACCGGAGAAGCUUAAAUGCAAGAGAAAGCUCGGUGGUCGGAGCUCUGCCAACUGUUCGACAAAAUGCCUCCCCUCCUACAACAUCCUUUAAUGAGUUGAUUGAAUCUUUGAUAAGUGGAGUGGAUUUAUCGGCGGCAGAGGCUGAGGCGUCUCUGGAUUUCUUGCUCAAUGGUGCCGACGAGGCUUUGAUCAGUGCUUUUCUUGUGUUGAUGAGGGCCAAAGGAGAAACUUAUGAGGAAAUUGUGGGAUUGGCAAGGGCAAUGCUCAAGCAUAGUGUGAAGGUAGAAGGUUUAGUUGAUGCGGUGGACAUUGUUGGAACGGGUGGUGAUGGGGCAAAUACUGUGAACAUAUCCACAGGGGCUUCAAUACUCACCGCAGCUUGCGGUGCCAAAGUUGCAAAGCAAGGAAACCGUUCGAGUUCUUCAGCUUGUGGAAGUGCCGAUGUAUUAGAAGCAAUGGGAGUAGUUCUUGACCUGCAACCCGAGGGGGUUGCAAGGUGUGUAAAUGAAGCAGGAAUUGGUUUUAUGAUGGCUCCAAUAUAUCAUCCAGCUAUGAAGAUUGUCCGUCCAGUCAGGAAAAAGCUAAAAGUGAAAACCGUAUUCAAUGUGUUGGGCCCUUUGUUGAAUCCUGCAAGAGUUCCUUAUGCUGUUGUUGGCGUCUACGCAGAAGAUUUAGUCUUGAAGAUGGCUGAAGCAUUGCAGCGAUUUGGCAUGAAAAGGGCAUUGGUUGUUCACUCAGAAGGCUUGGAUGAAAUGAGCCCACUUGGACCCGGGCUAAUCCUUGACGUCACUCCAGAAAAGAUUGAAAAGUUCUCCUUUGAUCCAUUGGACUUUGGAAUUCCUCGGUGUACCCUCGACAACUUACGAGGUGGUGGCCCGGAGUAUAAUGCCGAGGUACUAAAACGUGUGUUAUCAGGGGAGAAAAGCUCAAUCGCAGAUGCAUUUAUCCUAAAUGCAGCAGCAGCUCUCUUGGUUAGUUCCCGUGUGAACUCCUUGGCUGAAGGGAUCGCCCUGGCUCGCGAGACACAAACAUCUGGAAAAGCUAUCAAGACGCUCGAUCGCUGGAUAGAAAUCUCCAAUAAAAUUAAAACCGCGUAGUUACCAAAUUGUGCCUGAAAUUAAUUUGAAUCUCUUAUUUCAGGAAUACAUCCAAGGCAAAC